Molecule: messenger RNA, 267 nt
Organism: Guillardia theta CCMP2712
Lineage: Eukaryota; Cryptophyceae; Pyrenomonadales; Geminigeraceae
Exons: 4
Coding region: 1-267 (88 amino acids)
Source: RefSeq, a predicted model, not a curated record
AUGCCGAUGUUCUUCAUUCUGAACAAGGUUGUUGCUGUUAAUAAGACUGGCGGAGACAAGCAAUGGUUGGCCACUGUUUAUCCUAAAAGUCCAACUGAGGACCGUGCUUCUUCUGAAGCAAUGUAUGUCCCACCAAAUGUUGCGAGUGAAUCACUGUCAAGCAUCAUUCAAGCCCGAGAGCCUAAAGCAGCUGUGAAACACAGAGACUGCAGUGGUGUGCAUGCAGUCUCGUGUGCUGGGAUGGAUCUCCCUGGCUCCAAGCAUUAG